This is a messenger RNA of Cucurbita moschata (crookneck pumpkin), 2152 nucleotides long. RefSeq names its product asparagine synthetase [glutamine-hydrolyzing] 1-like. The coding region runs from base 128 to 1891 and encodes 587 amino acids. Gene Ontology annotation, molecular function: asparagine synthase (glutamine-hydrolyzing) activity. Gene Ontology annotation, cellular component: cytosol. The record is from RefSeq and is a predicted model, not a curated record. The transcript is spliced from 13 exons. NCBI's taxonomy places the organism in Eukaryota, Viridiplantae, Streptophyta, Magnoliopsida, Cucurbitales, Cucurbitaceae.
AGUUUCUGAACAUUUUCCAACCGUUCUAUGUGUUAAUCUCUCUCACUCCUAUUUUGUUUUCCGUUUUCUGAACGGAUUUUUCUUUCUUCUUCUUCUUCUUCUUCUUUGAAAUUUUCUUUCAGUCAGUAUGUGUGGAAUUCUUGCCGUUCUUGGUUGCUCCGAUGAUUCUCAGGCCAAACGUGUUCGUGUUCUUGAACUCUCUCGACGAUUGAAGCACCGUGGCCCAGAUUGGAGUGGGCUUUACCAGCACACUGAUUUUUAUUUAACUCAUCAACGUUUAGCCAUUAUCGAUCCUGCUUCCGGUGAUCAACCUCUCUUUAAUGAAGAUAAGUCCAUUGUCGUCACGGUCAACGGAGAGAUAUAUAACCAUGAGGAGCUGAGGAAGAAAUUGAGCAACCACAAAUUUCGAACCGGCAGUGACUGUGAUGUUAUCGCACAUUUGUAUGAAGAAUAUGGAGAGAAUUUUGUGGACAUGCUUGAUGGAAUGUUUUCUUUCGUGCUGUUGGACACUCGUGACAACAGCUUCAUUGUUGCUCGAGAUGCGAUUGGGAUUACUUCCCUUUACAUUGGCUGGGGACUUGAUGGCUCCGUUUGGAUAUCUUCGGAGCUCAAAGGUCUGAAUGAUGAUUGUGAACAUUUUGAGACUUUUCCACCGGGUCACUUCUACUCUAGCAAGGAAGGUGGAUUCAAAAGAUGGUACAAUCCAACCUGGUUCUCUGAGGCUAUUCCAUCGACUCCAUAUGAUCCACUUGUUCUGAGACGCUCAUUGGAAAAUGCUGUAAUUAAAAGGCUAAUGACCGAUGUCCCUUUUGGAGUUCUGCUAUCUGGUGGCUUAGAUUCAUCAUUGGUUGCCUCUAUCACAGCUCGUCACUUGGCUGGCACAAGAGCUGCCAAGCACUGGGGUACACAACUCCAUUCCUUCUGUGUUGGUCUUGAGGGUUCACCAGAUCUGAAGGCUGCUAGAGAAGUUGCAGACUUUUUGGGAACUGUCCACCACGAGUUCCAUUUCACAGUUCAAGAUGGGAUUGAUGCCAUUGAAGAUGUUAUCUACCAUAUAGAAACAUAUGAUGUUACUACAAUCAGGGCAAGCACACCUAUGUUUCUUAUGGCACGAAAGAUUAAGGCUCUAGGAGUAAAGAUGGUAAUUUCUGGUGAAGGCGCUGAUGAGAUCUUUGGCGGAUAUCUGUACUUCCACAAGGCUCCCAAUAAGGAAGAGUUCCACCGUGAAAGUUGUCGCAAGAUAAAGGCACUUCAUUUAUAUGAUUGCUUAAGAGCAAACAAAGCAACUUCAGCGUGGGGUUUGGAAGUUCGAGUUCCAUUUCUAGACAAAGAAUUUAUCGAUACUGCAAUGGCCAUUGAUCCAGAAUGGAAAAUGAUUAAACGUGAACAAGGUCGAAUUGAAAAAUGGGUUCUCAGGAGAGCUUUCGAUGAUGAACAGCAGCCUUAUCUCCCUAAGAAUGUUCUGUACAGGCAGAAGGAACAGUUUAGUGAUGGUGUUGGAUAUAGUUGGAUCGAUGGCCUUAAAGCCCAUGCUGCUCAACAUGUGACCGAUAGGAUGAUGCUGAACGCCGGACACAUUUUCCCCCAAAACACUCCAACAUCAAAAGAAGCGUACUACUACAGAACCAUAUUUGAGAGGUUCUUUCCACAGAACGCGGCUCAGCUGACCAUCCCGGGAGGACCAAGCAUCGCUUGCAGCACAGCAAAGGCUGUUGAGUGGGACGCUGCUUGGUCUAAAAAUCUUGAUCCUUCAGGUAGAGCUGCACUUGGAGUUCAUGUUUCGGCUUACGGAGAUGAGGCAACAGGCGUCAAAAGCGUUGUCCCGCCGCCGAUAGUGAAUACAAUUCCAAGAAUGGAGGUCAGUGCACCAGGAGUAGAAAUCCUUAGCUAGAAUAGUAAUAAAGUAGGCUCCCCCAGCUUGAUGAUGCUAAACCAUGUCCUCCAAAUUACAUACCUUAAAUGUAUAAAAUAACACGGGAGCGACGUAGUGUGAGGGUGUUGUUACUAAGGGACCUUCUAAGGAAACUUUCUAUCAAUAUUGUAUUUGUGCUAGACUCUUCGGAUUUAUGUAAUGUCCUUUCUUUUUAAGAACUUGUAUGGAUGUACAUUUUAAUUAUAUGAUGUGAUUACCAAAAUUGCAAAUUAGAAUCAA